AUGAGAAUAUCUUUAAGAAAAAUAGUCAUAUUAGUGUCAUUAAUACUAUUAAUACUGUUUACAUUAUUAAAGAUAGAAUCUUCAAUCGGACUUAAACAAUUAAAAUCUUUAAUACUAGAUACGGAAAGAUUUGAUUCGAUUUCAUUUAAAUUACAUGAUUUACAAAUAAAGAAAGAAUUUCAUUAUUCUAAUUAUUUAUACACUGGUUAUAAUAAUUUUACAAAUCAUUUUGGAAACGACUUAGAUCAUAUAAAAUCAUUGCCAUUGAAAGAAAAAUGUCAAAUAUUAUUUAAUCAAAUUAAUGAAACAAAUCCAGAUUGGAAAUUAAGUGUAUUUAAUGAACCAAAAAAUAGAUUUGAAAAAUCAUCGGAUAAAAAGGAACAAUUCUUUCAAGAUAAAAUUAAUAGAUUAAAAGAUAAAUUUGAAAGGGAAAACCUUGAUUCAAAGAAAAAAUUCAAAUUAACUAAAUUUCAUAAUCAAUCAAUCCUUGAAGAAUUUAAUGAAAAAGUUGCAAAAUCUAAAAUAAUAAUGCAAGAAAUGGCGGACUCAACUACAUUACUUAGAAUCUAUGGUAAAUGCUUUUUAAAUCAAGAUUUAGACAAAAAUCAAAGGGACGUUUAUAAUGAAUUUACUACUAAAUUAUUUCCAUUUUUAACAAAUAAGCUACCUUUAAUUGAUGGUGCUUUUAACGAUCAAGAUGGUUCAGAUUAUCCUGAAAAUCCAGUUGAUUUCUUAUAUAAGAAAUCUAAUGGUAAAGGAAUUGUUGUUUCUUCUGCAACAAGACAUGCAAGAGAUUUAGUAAGAUUGAUCAUGGUACUUAGAGCUUUGAAUAAUAAAAUACCUAUUCAAAUUAUGCAUAAGGGAGAUAUCACCAAAAAAUGGUUAGCUACAAUUGAAGAAGCAGCAGUUGCAGAUGUUGAAGUUUUAUUAGAUCCAGAAAGUUCAAUCACUCAUACUCUGGUUUUACCAGAUUUAAAAUUACUAGAACAAUAUAAAGAAUAUGGAUCAGUGUUCCCAAAACAAGAUUUAAAAUUUGUUAAUUUAGCUCCAUGUAUUAAAAGAACUUUUAAAUAUUCAUUCCCUGGUUAUUCAAAUAAAAUAUUGGCUUUAUUGUUCUCAACUUUUGAUGAAAUAAUACUAUUGGACGCUGAUACUGUACCAUUAGUACCUCCAGAAGAAUUUUUUGAAUCUCAAGAAUACAAGAAAUCAGGUACUUUUUUCUUUCAAGAUCGUUCAUUAAGAGAUACAAAUGAUUAUAUGGAAACCAAUUAUUUUACCACCUUAUUUCCAAGCAAUGAAGAAUCAAUUGAUACUUUAUUUGAUAUUCCAAGAGUCACUGAAAAGACUUUAAAUAACAAGUAUAUGACAGGAUGGAGACAUUAUCAAGAAGCUGGAGUGGUUGCAUUUAAUAAGAAACAACAUUAUAUUGGUUUGCUAAUGAUGUUUCCUUUAAGUUUAUGGCAAGAACCAGUGAAAUCAUCCAUAUGGGGAGAUAAGGAAUUAUAUUGGAUAGGAUUAUCAGCAGCUGGUGAUGAAAAUUAUGAAUUUAAUCCAAAUGCCGCUGCUUCAGUUGGUGAAAAAACCGUGAGAACAGAAAGAAAAUUUUAUCCCAAUUCUGUUAGUAAUGAAGUAUGUUCAACUCAUCCGGGACAUGUCAAUUCUGAUGGGAAAUUGCUAUGGAUUAAUUCAGGGUUUGGAUAUUGUAAAAAGAAUGGUUAUUAUAGAGAUAGAAUAAAGUUCCCAUUUACAGUAUUUGAAGGUGAAGAAUUAAUGGAAUUAUUCAAUUCACCAUUGAAAAUACGAUCAGCAUUAAUUCCACCAGACUUACCAAAUUUUAGAGAACCAAGUGAAUUCAACCCAGAACCAGAAGAUGAGUUUCGAGAUUCUUGGAAACAUAGGAAAAAAGAUAUUGAUGAAAUAAAUGAAAAUUUACCAAAAGAUAGUGAAAGAACUGAAUUUAUUCCAUUUUGGGGUCCACAAAAAGGAUGGGUUAAAAACAGUAUAUGUUUUGGGUAUUUUUAUUGUGCUUAUGAUAAUGUUGAAAGUUAUUCAAAUAAUAAAGAAUUUGAUAAGGGGAAAUUUUAUGAAUUUGAUGAAUCUAGUAUUAAAUUUUUUGAUUAUUUAAGUAAAGUUUGGUUGACGGGAAUACCCAAGAAAAAGGGAUAA
Messenger RNA from Lodderomyces jiufengensis, 2166 nucleotides. RefSeq names its product putative alpha-1,3-mannosyltransferase (gene MNN15). NCBI's taxonomy places the organism in Eukaryota, Fungi, Ascomycota, Pichiomycetes, Serinales, Debaryomycetaceae. Gene Ontology annotation, biological process: protein O-linked glycosylation. The record is from RefSeq and is a predicted model, not a curated record. Gene Ontology annotation, molecular function: alpha-1,3-mannosyltransferase activity. The transcript has a single exon. Gene Ontology annotation, cellular component: Golgi apparatus. The coding region runs from base 1 to 2166 and encodes 721 amino acids.